Messenger RNA from Peronospora matthiolae, 3516 nucleotides. The record is from the annotation of a GenBank genome assembly. Lineage: Eukaryota; Oomycota; Peronosporomycetes; Peronosporales; Peronosporaceae.
AUGGAGAUGGCGGAAGGCGGCAAUGUGAUGCAUCAUUGCAACGAAGUCCUCAACGCGAAGCUCAGCAGCAUCGGCGCCAAGAUGGAGGACGAGGACGUUGCGAUCUGCUUACUGCGCAGUCUGCCCAAGAGUUUCGAGAACGUGGUUCUCAACUUGGAGAUGAGCAGCGCAGAGCUUCGAUCGCGGGACGUCGUGAAAGUGCUCACGAACGAGCAUGUCAAGCGGCAAGGUGACAAGACGACAUCGACCAAGCAGAAGAACGAAAAUCAAGGUGGAGCUCGACGCGGCGGCAACAAUGCUCGUGGACGCGGAGCCAACAACGUUCAGUGGCGAACCAACAACAACAACGACGACGACAACUACGAUCGAGUUGCGUUCGCGGUUUCGCUGGAGGCUGGACUUUCGACGGGCAAGAAUAUGCCAGGGAUGUGGGCAGUCGACAGUGGUGCGACGCAUCACAUCUGCAACGACAAAGCCAAGUUUGCAAGCCUGAAUGAGCGAGAGGAAGGCGAACUAUCAGUGGCUGAUGGCAGCGAGGCUGCGAUCAAGGGUGUGGGAACCAUCAUGGAACGGGUGGUUCUGCCCAAUGGUGACGAACGCGACAUCAAGAUCAAGGACGCACUGUUCGUACCAAGUAUGAGCAAGAAUCUGCUUUCGGUGCCACAGAUCAACAAGGGUGGAAGGUUCCAAGUCGUGUUCGAUGGGUCCAAGAUGCAAGUGAAGCGCAAGAAUUCCACACAAGUCGUGGCAACAGCGGAUCUCGUCGAUGGACUUUACUGGCUGCGGACUCCUCAACGAUCGGCAAAUGCAGCAACACGCAAUGGGACCAUCGACUUGCAUGCGCGCAUGGGUCAUGCACCCCUCGAAGUUCUGCGCAAGAUGGUGGCCACUGGCAUGAUCAAGGACGCCAAGGCACCUCUCAACUCGACUGGUCCAAGUGUGUGUCGCGGUUGCCAGCAAGGAAAGAUGGUCCAAAAACCAUUCCCAACCAACCGUGACAAACGCCAAUAUGGUGUGUUCGAGUUGCUGCACUUCGACAUCUGCGGGACAAUGGAACAAGUCUCGAUCGGCGGCAGCAGAUACUUACUGCUUGUGGUUGGCGAAGCCAGCGGUUGCAUAAAGGGCUUCUGUCUGCGGUCCAAGUCUGAGAGUGAAGACUGUAUCAAGAACCACAUUAUCAAGAUUCAGACUCAGUGCGGCACGAAGAUCAAGUUUGUUCGGCACGAUGGAGCGCAUGGGUUUGCGACCAACUCCAUCAAGACCUUCUACGAAGAUCAUGGUAUCGAACAACAGGUCACGGUGCCGUAUGCACACCAGACCAACGGCACCGCAGAACGCGCGAUAAGGACCAUCGUCACAAUCGGACGCAGCUUGUUGCAUCAUGCAAAACUGGAGAAGUGUUUCUGGGCUGAAGCGGCAAUGACGGCGAUCUACAUCAAGAACCGCCUGCCUUCACCCAAGAUCGACCACAAGACUCCGUUCGAGAUCGUGUACAAGUCGAAACCAAGUGUCAAGCACAUGCGCGUGUUUGGAUGUCGGGCGUUUAUCCUGACACCAAGGGAGAAGCGAUUGAAGUGGGACCCGAAGGCUCGUGAAGGGAUGUUCAUGGGCUACGAAGAAGCGUCAAAAGCUUAUCGAGUUGACGAUGAUGAAGAUGCGGAGUUGGACCUCGACCUCCUGGCGAUCAACGAGGACGACGUGCGUCAAACCGUCUACAAGCAGACUGGCAAGCGCAAGAGUGAAGCAAGACCCGGCAUGUCACGUUCAGCUCGCCAUCGAACUGGGUUGGAACAAGCAAGUGCGCCGGCACACGUCUCCAACCGUCACCAGAAACGACGAUCAAGUGCUCCAGAAACGAUGUCUGAUGACGACGAAGAUGCAAGCGUCUACGAUCAAGAUGACGACUCGACGCCUCCAACAUUUUGGCGUGCAAGUGCAAACGCAGUGGAAGCAACGGACCUAGCAGAACCUGUGACUUUUCAAGACGCGAUCAAUGGUCCUGAUCAAGCUCACUGGCGAAAUGCUGUGAAGGCGGAACUCAAGUCGAUGCAUCUUCGUGGAGUUUUCCGUGCGGCAAAACUGCCAAGAGGCCAAGGCGCGAUCGGCACCAAGUGGGUGUUCAAGAUCAAGCGCAAAGCGGAUGGAUCGGUCGAGAAAUACAAGGCGCGUCUCGUUGCCAAGGGCUUCAAGCAGAAGUACGGCAUCGACUACACAGAGACGUUCUCGCCCGUUGUCAAGUACGUGACACUGCGUAUGGUGAUCGUGAUCACCAAGUAUUUCGACUGGCCACUGGACCAACUCGAUGUGGUGACAGCCUUUCUCUACGGAGUGAUGAAGGAGAAGGUGUACUGCGUGAUACCAGAAGGCGUCGAGAUGGAUGGCGACUUCGACUGUCUCGAGUUGGUGAAGGCGAUCUACGGUCUCAAGCAAGCUUCACGUGUGUGGAACGAGACUUUCGACGAGUUCGUAUGCUCUAUCGGUUUCGAAGCGUCGGCGUUCGACCCAUGUCUCUACAUCAAGGUUGUCGACGGUCACUGUGUGCUCGUGCUGGUCUACGUGGAUGACGUGUUGGUCACCGGCAGCUCGCUCGAGUUGAUUGCGCAGACGAAGGCCGACCUCAAGACGCGUUUCGAGAUGACCGACAGUGGCAAGUGUACUUUUGUACUGGGCAUCGAACUGGUGGACGAAUCGGAUGGCAGCGUGACGAUGUGCCAGCGACGGUAUGUCAACGACAUCCUCAAGCGCUUCGGCAUGGAUGAGUGCAAGGCCACAGCAAGUCCGGUCGAUUUGAGCACUCGGCUUGUCGCAAGCAGCGAAGCGACCAAGAUCGACGUUCCGUUUCGUGAAGCUGUGGGAGCUUUGAUGCACUUGACGACUGCGACGCGCCCGGACAUUGCGUAUGCUGUGGGGUACGCUUCGCGCUUCAUGGAGAAUCCGCAGCAAGAACAUUGGACGGCGGUGAAGCGCAUCUUUCGUUACUUGCGAGGGACCAAGUCGCAUGGACUCCGCUUCCAGACAAGCGACAAGAUCGACUUUCGUGGCUACUCGGACGCGGACUGGGCCGGCGACCACGCUGAUCGCAAGUCGACUUCGGGUUACACUUUCAUGCUGAUGGGUGCUCCUGUGAGUUGGGGAAGCAAGAAGCAGUCAAGUGUGUCGCUGUCGACGAGUGAAGCGGAAUACAUCGCACUGAGUCUGGCCAUCCAGGAAGGCAAGUGGGUGCAUCGCCUGCUAUGCGAGAUUUUGGCGGCCGCAAACGAACCAGGACCGGACCUCGUCAUCCGUGAAGACAACCAGUCGUGCAUCAAGAUGACGAAGAAUCCGGUGAAUCAUGGCCGCGCCAAGCACAUCGACAUCAAGUACCAUCACAUCCGUGAUGAGGUCAAGCGCGGUGAAGUGCAGCUCGAGUAUUGCGAGCCUUCCGUGAUGAUGGCGGACAUCAUGACCAAGGGACUUUCGGGACCUCGUCACAAGGACUUGACGACGGCUCUCGGCAUUCGUGCGAGUUCGGAUUGA